AUGGACUUGUUGGAUCACUACUGCUACGCAUGGCCGGUAGAUAUUGUGAUGCCCGAAGACGAAGCCUCCUCCGACGUGGACUUCAUUGUCGAGAUCGAAGCUACACAUACCUACGUGCUUCCCUCCGUGCUUGAAGAUGAUUCUGGUGAUUUUGAUAACCUUGACAGCGAGACGUUCCAGAAAACAUUCCGGGUAAAGCGCGAUGCUCUUCUUCAUGAAAGCACGUCCAGGUCUACCAUAUCCGGCAUGCUUUUCGAGGUUUGCGUUCCCUUAGGAAUUCAAGAAUUCAUGCUACAGAGAAUCUUGGCUUGCGCGAGUGACAUGGCGACACAAAAACUCUACGCCGGUCGAAAGGUUCUGAGGAUGCGUGUGGCGGUUGAGGUCACGGAGUGCAUGGAUGAAGUACUACCCGAUUUUGUUAAUGACGACGGUUACGUUUUGGGGUUGCCCUCGGACGACCAGGUUUGUGGGUUGGUACCGGCGAGUAAGUCGUCGAUUGAAGCGUUGGAGAAGGUGGAGAAUAUUGAAGGGAGGAGGGAGACGUGUAGUAUCUGUUUGGAAGAGCUCCUUAUUGCUCCGGCAGCCGCUCGCAUGCCCUGUUCGCACCUAUUUCAUCAAAACUGCAUCGUUAAUUGGUUGGAGAGGACUAAUUUCUGCCCGCUCUGUCGAUUCAAGUUGCCUCCCCGCCAAUGA
This is a messenger RNA of Alnus glutinosa, 693 nucleotides long. Its product is annotated as putative RING-H2 finger protein ATL71. The transcript has a single exon. Gene Ontology annotation, cellular component: cytoplasm. The record is from RefSeq and is a predicted model, not a curated record. Gene Ontology annotation, molecular function: ubiquitin protein ligase activity. Gene Ontology annotation, biological process: protein ubiquitination. Bases 1 to 693 code for a protein of 230 amino acids. NCBI's taxonomy places the organism in Eukaryota, Viridiplantae, Streptophyta, Magnoliopsida, Fagales, Betulaceae.